AAUAUGUCUUCUUAUCCACAAAUAAGAUAUGAAUAUGCCGAUGAAUCAAAUAGUUCUCAACACUCAAUUUCUGCUGAUCCUCCAUUGUUUGUUAAUUCGCGACCAAUGAGUCAACAACAAGGUUUUGAACAAUUUUUACAUAGUUGUGACGAUCCAGCAGCUCCACCAUUUUCGCCUAUCGGAAAUCUUAUAGGGCCUGAUGUUGAUCUUUUUCAACAAUUUAAUCAACCUUCAUUUGGAUCAAGUACAACGACAACAACGUAUUGGCAACCACGUUUGGAUGAUUGUUCUUUUGAAAAUUCUCAACAAGAUUUACUCUAUACACAAAAUAAUAAUCAACACUCACAAAAUGAGCAAUUUGAUCCAUUUUAUGAAGUAAACAAUGAGAAUCUUCACAACAAUCGAUCGAUUACUUCAAUUCCAAAUAUUUUGCAUAAUCAACAGUCCCCAAAGCGUGAACCAUUUAAUCGACUUCAAAUUAUUGAAAAUACUUCAUUACGCCCACAAUUUUCUCUGUCUUCCAACAAUCAAAAUUUUAAAUUGGAAAAGAAGGAAGUUUCGAAUAAUAAAUUAAUUUUGGAAAAUAAUAUUGAUGAGACACCUAGGCUUAUUUCUGGGCCUCCUGCUCAUUGGCGAUUAGAUGAAGAUUCGGCAGAAGGGACAACUUUUCCUAAUAAACGACAAAAAAUUGUUAAAAACUCUGUCAAUAUAAAAUUGGAAGGAAAAGAAAAUAGUGUUGUUGAAGUGGUUGAAGAAGAGCCUGAACAACCGAGAGAAUUGCCUGUAGCACCUAAUGGAUUUGCAAAGCCAGCUUAUUCCUAUUCUUGCUUAAUUGGUCUGGCACUAAAAAAUAGUACUACUGGAGAGUUGACAGUCUCGGAAAUUUACGCUUUUCUUUGUCAUCAUUUCCCAUUUUUUCGUGAAGCGCCAAGUGGCUGGAAAAAUUCAGUUCGGCAUAAUCUCUCUUUAAAUAAAUGUUUUCGAAAAAUUGAAAUCGAACCGCCAAAUAGUCAUGGACGAAAAUCGUGUCUUUGGACUAUGAAUCCUCCACGCCGAGCAAAAAUGGAUCACGAAUUAAAAAAAUGGCGUGAAAGGGAUGAGCCUGGAAUUUUAAUUGCAAUGGAACGACCUAAUGAAUUAGAUGCACUUCAAAGUGGUUCUGUUGGAAUGCCUCCAAAUUUAAAACCGCGGCGUUUUUCAUUUCCAGCAACAAAAAAUUACUCAAAUCAUCAAGAACGUUUAAAUUUUAGUUCAAGUUGUUCAUCUGCACCUUCUACUACAAAUAAUGGGAAUUCUCCAUUUGCUUUAUCACGAGAAGAAAUACAACAACGAAUGUUUUCUGUUAGUCAAGGAUCUUCAUCUUCUAAUAGCUUGUCUACACAAAACAACGCUAUUAAAUUAGAAAUACAAACUCCAACAAAUUCUUCUGAUUUUUGUCAAUCUCACAUUAAUCGACAACGAGGCCGGCCGUCUGCACAUGCACAAGCAGCUCGCAAAUUGGAAAAUUGUCUUUUGCAGCAACGUCAAAAGAUUUCAAAGUAG
Messenger RNA from Meloidogyne enterolobii, 1542 nucleotides. The record is from the annotation of a GenBank genome assembly. Lineage: Eukaryota; Metazoa; Nematoda; Chromadorea; Rhabditida; Meloidogynidae.